AGCCACCGCACGUUUCAUUCCGUUUCCAUCGUUCACUUUCAAGUAUUCCUUAACGACUUCUUUAUCCCCAUACGAUCGACAUUGAAAGCCUUCUAGCUUUCAAAACUCAGUCGAAGGCUUAAAGUGACGAAAUAACGAGAUCAGAGCAUAGCCCACGUUGGUGAUUUCAUGGCCAGCAAACAGCUAGGAAAACUACGCCAGUGGGCAGGCGAAGUUAUUUCAUCGCGAGACAAGACUGCUAUUUCUGAUGAGUUCAAGGAGUUGGAAAGGGACAUAGACCUUCGUAGGCAGGGCCUGUCGAAACUUCAUGUGACCUCUGAAGACUACAAACAUGCACUGAGCAAGAAGAGAGACUCUGAAGCACUCCCUCAGGAAGGGAAGCUUCUCCCCAUCGAUGCUCUUGGUAUUGUGAUGAUGCAGCAUGGAGAGGAGUUUGGUGACGAAUCUGCGUUCGGAUCAUCGUUAGUGAACCUCGGGAAGGCACACUGUAAAAUUGCGACGCUGCAAGAGACGUUCACCAUUUCAUUCGAGGAUAGUUUUAUCGACUCGAUUCAGAGAUAUGAGGACGAGAUAAAGGAGUAUCAGCACCAAAGGAAGAAACUCGAUAGCAGACGGUUGAGCCUCGACGCCGCGUACAGCAAGCUCGAGAAGUUGAAGAGUAACAAAGCUGUCGCAAACUCCAAGAAAGACAGGGAAUUGAAAGAUGCGGAAGAAGAGUAUGAAGAGGCAAAGUCAAGAUACGAGGAAACAUUGAGCGACGUCCGCCUUCGAAUGUCUGUCAUCCAAGAGAACGAAAUUGACCAACUACGCUCUUUGACGGAUCUGUUGCAUCUCGAAAUGACAUUCAUCAAGCAAUACACGGACGUCUUGAAGGAGGUGAAGGAUGGUUGGGUCGACGAAACGACCAUGUCUGAGCUUGAGCAGCAACAUCGACUUCACCAAAAGCCUCCUGCGCCGGCUUCAAUUUCACGUUCAUCCUCGACCAAGUUGCAUCAUUCACGUUCGUUCGCGUCAGAGCCGGCCUCUGAUGAAGACGGGGAAGACGCUGAACAAGAGAAGGAGAAAUCCGGAGGCUUCCGUGCUCGUGCCAAGUCCUUCACGCGUCGCAAGUCCGAUGCAGGCAGCAGGGCGCCUUCGCGUCCUCAAUCGAGAGCUGAGAGAAAAAGGUCUGAUAGUUCGGCUACGGCUGCGAGCAAAGGCGAUGUCGAUGAUAGUGAACUUGAAAAGUCGGAGAAGGAGAAAGAGAAAGAAAAGAAGGCGGAAAAAUCCAAACGCCUGACUGUUGCAGGCUGGGCUUCAAGCAAAGUCAGCUCUAUCUCCUCUAUUGGACGGUCGAAGAAGGAGAAGGAGAAGUUCUCUGCGCUUAUGGAGGACCAAGACGAUGUAUCCGACGAAGAUAAUGCUCGUAGAGCGGGGAGCGAUGACGAUGAGGACGGGGGUACGGUGAGGAGAACGACCAGUGUACCGUUGCCUUCUGUUAUGCCGCCGAAGCCGGUAAAGAGCAAGAGUUCGCCCUCGACUCCCACUCCCUCGCCAAAGAUCUCUACACGUCUCGUCCAACGCUCUUCGUCAACUCAAGCCUCUCCUGUGUCGUCUUCCCCUCGAAUUACUUCGUCUCUGCAAGCCUUGCAUAGCGUGAAGCCCAAACCUAGGGUGGUUGUGGCCAUGUAUGACUUCACUGCCUCAUCUCCAGACGAGCUUUCAUUCAAAGCGGGAGACCAGAUUAUCGUCACAAACGAAGUUGUAGAUGGUUGGUGGAUGGGCGAAUUGAAAAACGGCAGUGGGAAGAAAGGCCUGUUCCCGUCCUCCUACACCCGCCCGUUGCCAGAAAAGGAUAGCUCCUCAAGCUCGCUAUCGCUACCCACCACCGCAAAUUUGCAGCCAGCGUUCAGUCGUCGUCCGGAGCCUUUGACGAACCUCGAUCAUGCUGAUUCUCCACAUAGUGAUGACGAGUCUGCUCUUGGCGUCUCAGCAACUAUCCCAAUGGCAGUGAACUCUGGAACGCGUUUCGGCUUUGGUUUCGAGGACCCAAGCGUGAGUGAUCUGGAGGAAGACGACCAUCAUCCAUUCAGUGAUCAGUUCAUUGCUUCAAGUCGGAGUCCGUUGCAUCAGCAUCGCUACAAUAUUGGUCAAGAACGCUCUGAUGCGGAUAGUUUCACCACUGGGAGCAGCGAUUUGGAUUCCUACGAUGAUGAGCGGAAUAAUUUGGUAGCCACUCCAUCUGCUCAGGAUAUUAUGAAGGAUAGGAUCGUACAUGCGGCUCCGCCUGUGCCCCCGCGAAGACCCGUUGAUAUUACUCCGAAGAAGGCUCCCCCACCUCCCCCACCACGUCGGAACCUCAGCAACGCUCCGUCUGCGAGUUCUACUCCACCUCCUAUCCCUGCUCUUCCUCAUAGACCGGGCACGUUGCACUCACACUCGUCACUAUCGUUGUCUAGCGGAGCUUCGUCGUUCAUAAACCUCGUUCAUACUACUGCUCCAGGUAAUGAUGUCGGUGCGGAUGGAUUGACGUACUCACCCUUUGACUCGCCGAGGGACGGCACGUUUGCUGGGUCUAGGAGCGGAGGGUGUUCUAACUUCAAGCAGAAUCCGUUCAAACCGAAGGGAAUGUGUAACAACUGUUUCCAGAUGCAUACUUGAGCAAACUCGAUUCGGCAAUGGUACCUUGACGACCUUCUAUCUCAUGUUGUGCAGCGACAUAAUGAUUAUACUAACGGACAUGAUCUACGACGCUAGUUGUUCUAUAGAGCAAUCUCUUUCCCAUCUAUCUUGUGCUGUAUGCACUGGUUCUUUCUACUUACUCACGAUCCUUAUGAUUUGUUUUGUACUUUGGAUCCUGGACAGUCUAUGUACAAUACACGUUCGCUUCUAACUCCAACAGUCCUCUAUCAAUCUACCCUCACGUUCCAUCGUCGCGACAUAUUCUGCUGCCUCAUCCUCACUCUUCCCUCCAUACUCUCUAAUGGCAUCACGUAUCGCAGCUUUCACGCCUGCAGGCAUCUUAUUUGAUGACCUGUUAUCCAAAAUUCCAAAGCGUUAGCGUUCCCGUCACUUCCAAGCUGGAACUUUAAUACGUACCCUGAGAUGUACACCCAUGCACCACUUUCCCCUACAAGCUCCCAUAUCCUUUUAGCGUCUUCCGCAAUCAAGUCUUGAACGUACGUUCUCUUGACGCCCUCAGGGCUAUCGCGUGAAGGCGCGACGCGAUAUACAAGCUUGCCUUCCGAGGCCAAAGCUUCAAACUCGGCGCGAUAAUGUUGGUCCUUGGAGACAGACCGGCAACCUUGGUAUAGAGUGUUCUCUUUGGCAGGCCAUCAAUAUGAGUGUAUAACACACUGAGGCAACAAAACGUACCUUUCGAGCCCUGACGAGUCCGUUCUUCGAUGAUGGCUCGGGCGGGUGCGAUGCCUGUCCCUGGUCCAAUGCAGAUGACUGGUGUAUGAACAUCCUUCGGCAAGGUGAUCAAACCGCCUUUCUUGAUGCCUACGGGUAUUUUGUCACCUACGUAGAGAUCUAUAUCAGUUUCAAAGACGACAGGUUGAAAUGAUGGAGGUAUUCACCGGGUUGAAGAGCUGCCAGAUAUGUAGUAGCGACGCCUCUCCUUGGUAUCCUCAAUUUCGUGCGGUAUUGAACAAUCGCGACGC
Molecule: messenger RNA, 3644 nt
Organism: Somion occarium
Lineage: Eukaryota; Fungi; Basidiomycota; Agaricomycetes; Polyporales; Cerrenaceae
Source: the annotation of a GenBank genome assembly